Molecule: messenger RNA, 7565 nt
Organism: Theobroma cacao (cacao)
Lineage: Eukaryota; Viridiplantae; Streptophyta; Magnoliopsida; Malvales; Malvaceae
Source: RefSeq, a predicted model, not a curated record
CACAGCAAAAAACACCUCUUUUCCACAUACGUACUUCGAUCUCCAUUUUUGAUUUCUCUCUUUCUUUCCUGAGCAUAACUAUCAUGUCUUUUCUUGGGGAGGUUGCUCUCACAGCUUUCUUUGAUGGGUUGUUUGGCAAGCUAUCCUCUUCUGAUUUCCUCAACUUUGUAACUGAAAAGCAGGUCUUCCAGGAGAUCAACAAGUGGAAAAAGAUGCUGCGGGAUAUCCGUGCCGUGCUUGAUGAUGCAGAGGGGAAGCAGAUGAAGGAUCAGUAUGUGAAGAACUGGUUGGCCGAUCUUCAAGACUUGGCUUACGAUGUUGAUGACAUUUUGGACGAGUUUGCCACUGAAGCUUUGGGGCACAAGCUGACAUCCUUGGAGGAACCUCAAGGCAUAAAAAAUAAGGUACAAAAGAUCAUUCAUGCUUGUUUCUCUUCAAAAACUUUCAUGUUUAAUAAUAAGAUGAUGUCCAAGAUUAAAGAGAUCAGUGCUAGAAUGAAUGAUUUGGCCACACAAAGAACUCAAUUGGAAUUGCGAGGCAUUAAUGGGGGAGCAAGGUCCAACAGACUGAUACAAAGGCUUCAGCCUACUUCUUUGGUGGAUGAAACUCAGGUGUACGGUAGGCAAGAAGAAAAGGCAGCAUUACUUGAAUUGCUUCUGAGCAAUGGUGGUACUGACAAUGAAGCUUCUGUGAUUCCCAUCGUUGGCAUGGGAGGAAUUGGCAAGACAACUCUCGCACAACUUGUCUACAAUGAUACUAGGAUACAAAAUUCUUUCCAUGACAAGGCGUGGGUAUGCGUUUCUGAUGAUUUUGAUGCCGUUAUGAUAACGAAGACAAUUCUACAAUCAAUUGCUCCUGAUUCUUGUACCAAUAUUAAUGAUUUCAAUUUGCUUCAAGUCAAGUUGAAGGAGAAGCUGGCUGGGAAAAAGUUUUUGCUUGUCUUGGAUGAUAUCUGGAACGAGAAUUAUCUGGAGCUGACCAACCUACUCUCUCCAUUCAGAGUUGGAACCAAAAUUCUCAUUACAACACGGAGUCACAAUGUUUCUUCUAUUAUGGGCACUGUUAAAGCUUACCCGCUACAAAAGUUAUCACAGGAAAAUUGUCUAUCUGUAUUUACUCAACAUGCAUUAAGGGCAAAUGAUUUUAGUGGGCAUCCUGAAUUAAAAGAAGUUGGGGAAAUUAUAGUGAAAAAGUGUAAAGGCUUACCUUUGGCUGCUAAAGCCAUUGGUGGUUUACUACGCACUAGCCUGUACUAUGAGGCAUGGAAAGGUAUAUCAGAAAGCGAGAUAUGGGGCAUACCAGAAGAGGAAUGUGGCAUAAUUCCAGCUCUACGUUUGAGCUACCAUCAUCUUCCUUCACAUUUGAAGCGAUGCUUUGCAUAUUGCUCUAUACUCCAUAAAGAUUAUGAAUUCGGGGAGGAGGAAAUAAUCCUGUUAUGGAAAGCAGAAGGUUUUCUACAACCAGCAAGCCUUGGAACUCAACUCGAAGUUCUAGGUAGUCAAUAUUUUCGAGAUCUAGUCUCAAGGUCAUUUUUUCAAGCAUCUACUAGGAACAAAUCUCGAUUCAUAAUGCAUGAUCUUGUCAAUGAUCUAGCUCAAUCGGUUGCAGGGGAAAUAUGCUCCAAAUUGGAGGAUGAUAAACAGUUGAGAUUUUCGAAAGGUACUCGACAUUCAUCUUAUGUUCGUGGUCGUUAUGAUGGAAUGAAAAAGUUUGAAGCCUUAAAUCAAACAAAGCAUUUACGAACCUUUCUACAGUUUCCUGGAUCGUCAUGGGCACCUGAAGGUGAUUGUUAUUUAAGUAAGAAUGUCCUGGUUGAUUUACUGCCCAAACUUAGAUGCUUAAGAGUUCUUUCUUUGAAAGGGUAUCGCAUCAUUGAGUUACCAAACUUUUUUCAUAACUUAAUGCAUUUGCGCUACUUGGACUUUUCUCAUACUACAAUUAAAAGUUUGCCUGAUUCAAUACACAUCCUUUAUAAUUUAGAAACUUUACUAUUAUGUGGUUGUAGAUUGCUUGAAAAUCUACCUUCAAAUUUACAAAUUCUAGUCAACUUACGUGUUCUCGACAUCACUAAUACACCUUCAAUGAAAGGGAUGCCAUUUGGAGUUGGUAACUUAACCAAUCUUCGAAGACUAUCUGAUUUUGUUUUGGGCAAAGGUGAUGGACAUCAUAUACAAGAGAUGAAGAAUUUGUUAAAUCUGAAGGGUAAGCUUUGUAUCUCAGGGUUAGAGAACAUUGUUAAUGCUCAAGAUGCAUGGGAGGCUAAGUUAAUAUAUAAGUCAGGCCUUCGCACAUUAGAACUAAAGUGGAGUAGAGAAUUUGAUAGUAAUAGAAAUAAAGAAGUUGAAGAAGAGGUCUUGAAUUUGCUUGAACCUCAUAAAAAGCUUGAAGAGCUCUUCAUUCAGGAUUAUGGUGGUACAAAAUUUCCGAUUUGGAUGAAUUCUUCAUUACAAAAUUUGCCGUCUUUGGUUCUCAAGGGCUGUAAAAAUUGCGUAUCACUACCAUCAAUUGGAAAAUUACCAUUGUUGAAGAAUCUUUCUAUUGCUGGAAUGGAUGAGUUAAAAAAGGUUGGCAUUGAGUUCUAUGGGGAGAAUCACUCAAAUGCAUUUGCUUUGUUACAGAGUUUGAGCUUUGAGAAUAUGCCACGAUGGAAGGAAUGGGACUUAGUUGAUGAGCAAGUUGAGAAAUUCCCUAGCCUCAUCGAGCUUUCCAUCAAAAACUGCCCUCAAUUGUUGGGAAGGUUGCCUAACCAUCUUCGUUCCUUGGAGAAGCUUGAAAUUCGUGACUGUGCACAAAUGGUGGUUUCACUUUCAGACCUUCCAAAGCUGUCUCAAUUACAAAUAGAUAGGUGUGCAGAGUUGGUGCUUAAAGAUGAUGCAGACUUUUGCUCAAUAAAAAAAAUCCAUCUUUCAAACGUUGGAAAGUUUUCUACUCCAACAGAAAGGCUGGUAUCAACAUCAACAACAUUGGAGCAUUGUGAGAUUUCUGAUUGUGAGGGAUUGACAUAUUUAUCGCUAAAGAAGUUGGGACUGUUGGGAUCUGUCCGUAAAUUGGAAAUUUAUAAUUGUCCACACCUUCUGUUUUUAGAGCCAGAUGAGGUAGAGGAGGCAGAGGAGGAGCUGUUUCAAGUUGGGAAUCUUUGCAAUAUCGAAUCUUUGAUAAUAUGGCAAAUUGGUCUUAAUAUGGAAUCUUUGAGAAUAAGAAAGCAUUUUCUCCCAUUUCUUACAGAGAUGAAUAUUCAAAACUGCCCAAACAUAGUUUGUUUUGCAAAGAACAACUUUCCCCCACUUCUGAAAAAGUUAGAGAUUGUAAAUUGCGAGAAUUUGCGGUGUUUGGUGGAUGAAGGAGAAAAUAUAAGCAUCGGUAACAUAUCUUCUCUUGAGCUUUUGGAUAUUGAUGGCUGUCCAUCUCUAAUAUCAUUAUCAUUACCUGUUAGGCUUCGACAUCUUAUACUUAUGAGUUGCUCAAAGCUAGCUUCCUUAUCAGAAAGUGGCAAGUUACCCAUAGGGCUUAAACAGCUUGACCUUUCUUUCUGCCCAGAGCUCAAAUCCAUUGCAGAAGUAAUUGAUGAAAAUGCUUGUCUUGAAUCUAUUAGCUUCUUCAGUUGUGGUAUUAAAUCUUUACCGCAAGGAUUAGACAAGCUCAACCAUCUUCGGAGUAUUGAAAUAAUGAGAUGUUCAAAUCUAGUCUCGUUGGAAGGGGUUUUACCCACCACCAAUUUGACUGAGCUUUCUAUCUCCAACUGUGAAAAUUUGCCAGCCCUGCCCAAUUGCAUGCACGGCCUCACCUCUCUUCGAGAAUUACAGGUUGAGAAUGAUUCAGGUGAUCAGAUAUCCAUUCCAGAAGAGGGUAUCUCUACCAACCUAACAUCACUUUCCAUCUCAAUACCAAGAAAUUAUGAGUCUCUACUUGAAAGAGGAUUGCAUAGACUCCCCUCUCUUAAAACACUUUGUAUUUCUGGUGAAGGAUGUCCGAAUAUGGUGUUGUUUCCACCAGAGGAGAUAGGAAUGAUGCUGCCUCCCUCUCUCACCCAUUUGAGCAUUGAAAAUUUUGAAAAUUUGAAAUGCCUAUCCUCCAAAGGCUUUCAAAACCUCACCUCUUUUCAUCAUUUGUCCAUCUUCUCUUGCCCUAAGCUCACAUCUCUUCCUGAAAAAGACAUUCUUAACUCGCUUUUGCAGUUAUUCAUUUGUGCUUGUCCAUUGCUAAAGGAAGAGUGCACAAGGGACAAAGGACGAGAGUGGUCCAAAAUAGCCCACAUACCUCGUGUUCAAAUUUUUGAUUUCUUACCCUUUUUUUGACACCCAAAGGAGUUGAAUUGAAACUUGACUGUAAACUCUGAAAAAAAAAAAAAGAGUUGGCUGUGACAAUCACAGGCAAUUCAAAAGCUUUAGAAGGUAACAUGGUGAGAAACUGGGCUUCUCACUUUUUCAUCUAUAAUGGCAGAAUCAAUGUGUAAAGUUUAAUGGUUGGUUAGUAAACUCAUGCUCAUACAACUUCAGCAGUCUACCUGGCAUUUCAAAAGAUCAUUUCAUGGAAAGGGUGGACUCAACUCUGUUUUUCUUGGGCCUCGUAUGUUGAUUUCUUCCUUUUUCAUGCCUAUGAAAGUGCUGCAGAGGUUGAUGAAUGGAGCGGUAUUUACCGAUCUGCAAUUGCCUUAAUUCUGCAAUCCAUCUGAAAAGUACUCAAACUCACUUUUCCAACUAUCCAUUGCUAACUGUCCUCUAGUAAGUAAACAGUGCAAAAAGGGAUAAAGGAUGGAGCAGUUGAAGAUAGCUUGCAUGUCUUAUGCUUGCAUGAAUGACAGAUUACUCAUUAUCUGGGCAGAAAAGGAAAAAGGUUUUAGAUCUCAUAAGGAAACUUGGAUAAAUCAGUGAAAGAUAUAUCACAUCUCAUUCAGGUUUUAACACAAGAAACCUGAACAAGAAUAUGAAGAAGGGAAGAAUGAAUUCUGGCCUCCAAAGGUGGUGGAUAUCAGAUAUGGGAGAUGAAGAAUUUGUGGAAUCUCAAGGGUGAGAUUUCUAUUUCAAGGUCGGAGAGCAUUGUUAAAGCUCAAGAUGCCUGGGAAGCUAAGUUGGUUGAUACCCAGGCCUCAAUGAGUUAGAAGUGGAUUCCAACUUUUGAUAACAAUGCAAGAAAUAAAGAAGUUGAAGAAGUGGUGUUGAACUCGUUGAAUUAUGGCUGUCUUUGCUGCAUUGCUGCCACAGGGGAUUAGUUUCUACACAUUUGGAAACCAGCUUGGUUGGAGUCAGGCCACAUUGGAGGCUUGAAAGCUACAAAGUGCAGUUCGUAUAUAUAGCUCUAUUCAAAGAUCAGAGGAGUGUCUCCCCACCAAUUGAAUGUUGCUUUGAAUCUCUGCUGCUAAAAUCUGUAUACCAUUAUUACAUUGGGGAGUGCACAUAUGAAUCUGUCGUGGACAACUUCCCAUUGGUGGUGUUAAUGAUGUAGCCGGCCACCUUCCAAACUUUCCUUGUCACCAAGAAGUUCCUAAAUUUGGAAUACCAGCACUGCAAGGGCUUUCAGAACAUCUCCUUGCUCAAAGAAGUUUGAACAUGAUUAGGAAACAACAAGGAUGAAUUCAGCUCCAGUUCUAAUCUAUUGGCCAUAAAAUCAAUGCAAUGCAGAGCCACAGAAGGGAAAAACGGCAAGAAUCAGAGAAACUACCAUACUUGUAGAUAUAUGGUAUGUCAAUUGGAAAAUCCUCCUGUUCUUUUUACACUUUGAUAAUAAUUAAUUAAAGUUUUUAUGCUAACCAAGUUUUAGUCUAGUGUGUACAUGCAGAAAUCUGAGCAUCCAUAGGAAGCAACAACGAUGAAAUUUAACCUCCAGUUGUAAUCUAUUGACUGUAUAAUCAAUUCAAAGCAGAGUGAGUCUUCAAUCCCUCCAAAUGACCCAAAAAGUAUCACUAGAGGCAAAAAGUGUCACUAGCGGCAGCACCAAUGCUAACAUACAUCAUUGCAACAUGUCAUCACCUAAAGAGCAAUCAAUGUCAUUGACAGUCAAGAUUUUCUUUUCUAACACUAUGAAUCAGUUGGAAGGUGCUUGUCUGUGUCAUCCCUGUGCCAAAAAGGAGCGUUACAAUGGUAGACGGUAGUUUUGAUGCAAGAUGUUCUAAAAAUGUUUUACCUCUGUUGGUGCCUCAUCCUUAGUCCCACGUGCCACAACCAAAGAAGCUGAAUGUCAAGUUUCCUACUAGUGCUACUCGUUAUCCAUCACUUUAUGAAGCAAUCGAUGGGUUGUGCAACAGUUACCGAGGCAAGAUUAAAGCAGAAUGGAUUGUUGUGACAAAUUAUUGAUCUGGCACUACCAUGGAGUUUUCUACAGCACUAAUUCAUGGGAAAUAAAAAGCUGAUGAAGUCUUUAGGCCACUUGUGAUGUGUCCCAACCAGGUAAUGGGUAUGCAAUCAGGGAGCUAGUCUCUAGGAUCCAAACACAUAAAUUCAAUUUAGCCUCCUGCUCCUGAGAAAGGGAAAUGAGUGCCAAUAGUAAAAUCACCACAUAUUUGCAGAACCUGAGGUCUCUCAAUUGGGAAGUGAUGGCAGGUUCAGAUACUCAGGCAUGCCUCUUUCACCUAAGCACUGCUUGGGACCCUUGUGUCAAGAGGUUGAGGAGGAUUGCAAUCAUGUUCUAUAUUUAUGUCAAUUUUCUUGCAGUCCUGGUGCAAGUUACUUUCUCCGAUGAUGCUAUUUUGGUCUCAUCCCCUUUGCAUCAGAUUCCUGUUGCAAUGCGUUUGAGCCUUUUCUGGAUUACUCUGGUGGUUUACUUCCUAUUCUGCUGCUUCUCCAUGGCUAGUAAGAUAUGAGGCUGGCUUUAAUGAGAAACGGAGGUGGGUGGACGAGAUUAUUUUUCGUUGUAAGCUUUGUUCUCUGCAUUGGCGUAGAGCUUUGGCUGAUGGCAUCUUGUUCUCGGACUAGGAUUCUGUGGCUUGCUCCCCUUCCUUCCAGUAACAUCUCCGUGGACCUGCUGGCUGCGGUUGAGUGUUAAGAGAUUCCUCUGGCUCUAUUCUAGCUUUGUUUUCUGGCCAAAUUGGUGUGCUAGACCAAUGUUGUUGAAAUAUAAUACUAUAUUUGCUUUGGAAAUAUUCUCUAGGACAUAUUGGAAAGAGAAAAAGGUGCUGGUGGUUGAAUCAGAUUCAACCGUAGUUGUGCCUUGGGUGAAGAAGAUUGAGGAUUGCCCUGGGAAUUUGUGUGUUACCUUCAAUUAGAUUGAUCCACUUACUGCUGACAUUGGUGAAGCCUUCUUUGGUACCAUCUGUUGGGAAGUUAAUGGCCUUGCUGACUCUAUAGUGUGUAGAACUGGCAUGUUCAUGGCUUGGUGGUUCAGCAGGCUGUUAUUUUAUCUCCACCCUUUGGGCGCCAUUCUACCAGGCCUGUUAUUAGAGGUUUUAUGGUGUGCAUAUUUUUACGCCUUUGGGUGUUAUUUUAGUCCAGGGAGAUUGCUUGUUAUCUGUUCAUCAACCCAAUAUAUAAGAACCAACUCAAGCCGCCACAAGAAUAGUCAAGCAGUACAUCACAAGAGUCCAUAACUUUACCAGUAAGUUUUUAUAUUUUACACAUUGAUUGCAUGCUUCA